This is a messenger RNA of Geodia barretti, 13845 nucleotides long. The record is from the annotation of a GenBank genome assembly. Lineage: Eukaryota; Metazoa; Porifera; Demospongiae; Tetractinellida; Geodiidae.
ACCGUUGCUAUGGAUACUGUUACUUCUAAGUCGCCCAGAUCAGAGGGGGGCGCAGUGUGUGCAAAGAACUAACUAGCUGCUGUUGAAAAGUGUAUGCUCUGGAUUUGGGGUGAUCGACAGCUAGUGAUUCUGCAGUUGUUUGCAUUGUCAGAAGAAGAAGGGAGUAAGAGAUGUCAGAAGAAGGAGGAGGAGAGGGGGAGGGUGGGGAACCAAGACUGAAGUUUUUGGAAGAAUACAGCCUCAAAACUCUGAAGCAGAAAGGAGACAAGUGGACCAAGAUGGUGAGCCAGGAGGAGAACCUGGUGAUGCUGAAUGAGUUUCUGGAGAAGGCAGACAACAGGUUUCUGGUCAUCGCACUCACGCCUCAGUCUCAGUUCUACCCAUCCACCUCUUUUCCUGCCUCUUCCAAGACUAAGGCAAGGACAUAGUAGGCAGUCCCCCACAUUAUGACAUGCAUCUUCCAACUUGCUUCAGGCUGUGUAUUUUGUGAAGCUGAGGGCCGAGGUAGUAAAGAAAGAGACGGUUAAGUCGCUGAUAGCGUUUGGAGAUGUGUCACACCUUCCUCUUGACCAGCUGAAUGCCAUUGUGGAAUCGUUGGUGUUUCCCGUCGUCGCGAACCAAGGGAACCAAGGUCGGUGGCCAGAGGUGGUCUCCAAAGACGUCAUCAAGAACAUCGGCCGACUCAGUGGCGACGUAUUCAUGUUCUCCGGACAAGUCAAAGGUCAAACCUUGCUCCCUCUCCCUCCAGAAACAGAAAGUGUAGUCCGAGCUGCAGACCAAGAAGCAAGAGGAGAGAGUUUUGAGCGAGGUAUCAUACACGCGGUGGAGUCGGUGGUGGUGGAGUGGUCCCACCAGGUUCGCGACGUCCUCAACCACUCGUCUGCAGAACCACUACUGCGAGGGACCCAUCCUGGACCUCUCGUUGAGCUGGACUUUUGGAAGGCUCGUCGUGCAGACCUUGAAUCAGUGGUGGACCAGCUGUGCACCGAGAAGGUGGUGAAAAUGAGCCGACUCCUGGAAAAGUCUAUGAGCAGCUACUACCCUGCAUACCGAGCCAUGACAGACAGCAUCCACAACGCUCUGAAUGAGGCCAGGGACAUCAACAUGCAUCUGAAACCACUACGUCCUCUAGUGGAGGAGAUGGAAGAAUUGGAGUAUGGGGAGCUGGAACUGAAAUUCCCGCCUCUGUUCCAUAUCGUGAGCCUCAUCUGGAGACAUUCACGACACUACCAACAGCCAGCCCGACUGGUUGUUAUCCUGCAAGAGAUCUCAAACCUCGUCAUAGAACUGGUACCGAGUUUCCUCGCCAAUCAAACUAACCCUCUCAAUGAUUGCCUCUACAGACACGCAACUACAUAACAGACGAGAUCCUGAGAAUGGAGCCAGAUGAGGGGCUGGAGAAGCUUAGGCUGGCGUUUCACAUCUGUGGCAAGUAUCGGGAGAACUACGAGGACAGGAAAGCCCAUCUGGCCGACUACUUCAAGGACCAGCCAGUGGUCGAGUGGGACUUUGAGUCAAGUCUUGUGUUUGCUCGUGUGGACCGACUCACCGGCCAACUGAGACUCAUAAAAGAGUACUUUCAAAUGGUGAACCAGUUCCUGAGGCUGGAGAAGAUUGAGUUCAGUGGAAUUAAGGGGCAGAUGCUGAGCGACCUGGUGGCCGAGAUGUUCACUGAAUUCACUGAUAAGUCCAGCCAGUUCCAGGGAGUGGCUAAAGAGCCUUUGAACAUUGCAGACACUGUGUUCAUAGGUCAGUAUGAGACCUUUAAGAGAGAAAUGGAAGAUAUGGAGCAGAGGCUGGGACAGAUUGUGUGUCUGGCAUUUGAUGACUGCAGUGGUAGCGAAUCAGUUCUGAAGCUGCUGGAGAUGAUGGGUCUACUGAUCGAGAGGCCCCUCGUACACAGAGACUUUCAGGCCAAGUACCCUCUCCUGCUCUCCAUGUACAGCAAGGAGCUGGACGAGAGCAAAGUCAUCUUCAACCAGCAAGUUACCCGUGGGAGAUCCCAGCAGGGCCCAUCCAUCAAUAAGAACAUGCCUCCUGUGGCGGGUCAGCUGCGCUGGGCACAGGAGCUGAGGGAGAGAAUUGGAGGAGGAAUGGAGAAACUACGAGCCAUCAACCAUGGGACUAUGGAGACUGCAGAAGCAAUGCUGGUGUUCAGCAAGUAUGACGAGAUGGUAGAGCUGAUUAAGACAUUUGAAAACGACGUGUACAACGAAUGGACCCAGGGAGUGGAUGAAGUUGCAACGGCCAACCUGGAGAAACCACUGCUGCUGAGAGACACGAAAUCGUCCCUGAUAUCAGUCAACUUUGACCCCAAUCUGGUGGCUCUCCUCAGAGAGGUGAAGUACCUAGAGCAGCGGGAGGGUACCGACCACAAGACACCAGAGAGUGCUGCCGCCAUUUUCUCCCAGAACGAGAUGUACAGAAAGUUCCUUCAGAACCUGGACGUGACAGUGGCACUGUACAACCAAGUGCGAGAGACGAUUCUGGACGUGGAGUACCCUCUGAUCCAGACCCAACUGGCCCAGAUUGACACACAGCUCGAGAAGGCAAUUUCCCAGCUCAACUGGACCAGCAAUGGGGCAUGGGAGUAUAUUGAGGCAACGAGGGACAUAGUGUGUGAUCUGGAGAGAAGGGUUCGACUGGCCAAGGGCAACGUGGAGAGCAUGGUGAGCGUAAUGGGAGGAUGGUGCCAGACCCCUCUGUACCGCAGACGAGAGGACAAGAAAGAGCAAAGUUUGCUCAACCUAGAAGAUCGCGAGACCCAGAUUCAGCAGCGCUACGAUCAAGUCAAGAAGGAUGGAGAGAAGAUCCAUGCACUCAUCAAAGAGAAUCUGGACUAUUUCAAGGCCACAGAGGGAUCGGAGGUGUGGGAGCGAUACCUGGACUAUCUCGAUGAGAUAGUAGUGGACGGUCUCUUCAACUGCAUCCAAUGCUCCCUUCGCUAUCUCAUGGAGAACACCGACAAGACAGUCACUGGCAUGACCCCUCUACUGGAAGUGAAGCUGGAGCUACAAGCUCCCGAGAUGGUGUUCAUGCCUUCCCUUGACCAAGAGGCAGCAGAAGGGUUCUUCAACAUGGUGGACAGCCUCUUGGACGACGUAUUUCACUUUGGCUCUCUUGUGCCUCGCGUGGCCACCCACCUUGAGGCUCAGGACUACCGUGUAGACCUCGAUGAGAUUGCAGAGCUGUCAGAUAUGAGAGAGGAGAUCAUGUCACGAAUGCAGGCAGCCAUUGAACAAGCGGAGGCCUACCUCUCCUCUCACGCCUCUCGUUCUCACCUCUGGACCGACGACCGACAUGAGUUCCUUCACCAGUUCCUCAAAUACGGACACGUCCCUACUCUUGAAGAAAUCGAGGCUGCAGGUGAUGAAGGAGUUCCGGAAACUCCCCCCACUCUGGAGAACUUCAAGACACAGAUCAACAGCUAUGAAGAGGUGUACUGCGAAGUGGACAAGAUUGCCGGGACUGAGAUCAUCGACGUGUGGUUCAGAGUGGACGCCAGGCCAUUCAAACAGGCUCUGUUGACCACCAUCAAGAGGUGGAGCCACAUGUUCAAGCAGCACCUCGCGGAUCAUGUGACAAACAGUCUGAAUGAUCUGGCAGAGUUCAUCAAGGUGGCUAGUGGAGGUCUAUCAGUGGAUGUGCCAGAGGGUGACUAUAAUACUCUGGUGGGAGUGAUGCACCAUCUCCUGGCUGUCAAAGACAGACAACCCAACACUGACGGAAUGUUUGAACCUCUCAACCAGACCAUUGAGCUUCUCAAGACCUACCAUGAGGAGAUGCCCGAGCAAGUCUACCAGCAACUAGAGGAGUUGCCCGAGUUGUGGAACAACGUGAAGAAGUUGUCAGUGACGAUGAAGCAAAACGUGGCUCCGAUGCAAGCCGAUGAGGUCAACAACCUCCGUCGCAAGCUGGCCACGUUCGACGUGAGGCAGCACGAGUUCCGGGAGAACUUCCGCCAGAAGGCGCCAUUUGCCUACACUGCCUCUCACCCUUAUGUGCGCACCAACAGAUGUCACAGAGAUAUAACAGAGAUGGAGGAUGAGAUGAAAGAACUGCAGAAAGCUGCAGCUCUAUUUGAGGUGAACGUCCCAGACUUCAAGCAGCUGAAGGCUUGCCGCAGAGAGAUCGGACUGCUCAAGGGUCUGUGGGACAUGAUACUGACCAUCCAGAGCAGUUUCACCGACUGGAACACUACGCUCUGGAAAGACAUCAACGUGGAAAACAUGGAAAUGGAUUGCAAGAAGUUUGUCAAGGAAAUCCGAGCAUUGGAUAAAGAGAUGCGUGCAUGGCAUGCCUUCUGCGGGAUGGACUCCACUGUCAAGAACAUGGUGACAUCACUGAGAGCAGUCGGCGAGCUCCAGAACCAGGCCAUUCGAGACCGCCACUGGGAACAGCUCAUGCAAGCCACCCAAGUCAAGUUCAUAAUGUCGGAGGACACCAACCUUGCCGACCUGCUGGCUCUCAACCUCCACAAAUUCGAGGAUGAAGUGAGGAACAUAGUGGACAAAGCCGCCAAGGAGCAGGGUAUGGAGAAGACUCUGAGGGAGUUUGAGGGCACAUGGUCUCAGAUGGAGUUUGAGCAUGAAAUCCAUCCCAGGACCAAGGUCGGUCUCCUGCAGUCGAGUGAAGAACUCAUUGAGACUCUUGAAGACAACCAGGUCCAACUUCAAAACAUGAUGACGUCAAAGUUUGUGGGCUAUUUCUUGGAAGAAGUGUCUGACUGGCAGAAGAAGCUCUCGACAGCCGACUCGGUCAUCACCAUCUGGUUUGAAGUCCAGAGGACCUGGUCCCAUCUUGAGAGCAUCUUCAUUGGCUCCGAGGAUAUUCGAGCUCAACUGCCGGAGCACUCCAAGCAGUUUGACACUAUCGAUACUGAUUUCAAGGCUCUAGCUGCCGAAGCCGUGGCCACACCAAAUGUGGUGAAAGCGACAAACCGCCUGCGGCUCUAUGAGGAGCUGGAGGACAUACAGAAGAGAUUGUCGGUGUGCGAGAAAGCCCUCGCAGAAUACCUCGAGACAAAGAGAUUGGCCUUCCCGAGAUUCUACUUCAUCUCCUCAGCUGAUCUGCUCAAUAUCCUGUCAAAGGGGAACCAGCCUGUGGAGGUUGCUCGGCACUUAGCCAAGCUGUUUGAUAGUAUGGCAAAGCUCCGUUUCAAGGAAGACGAGGAGAAGAAACCCACCAAGGAGGCCAUCAGCAUGUUCAGCAAAGACGGAGAAGUGGUCGACUUCUUCCAACCUCGUAUGUGUGUGGGUCAGGUGGAGACGUGGCUCAGUUUGCUACUGGAAACCAUGCAAGAGACCAUCAAACAUGAGUUCCAAGAGGCCGUCAUCACCUACGAAGAUAAACCCAGGGAGCAAUGGAUCUUUGAACCUCCAGCACAGGUUGCACUGGCUGGUACUCAAGUGUGGUGGACCACAGAGGUGAACCUGGCCUUCAACAGACUCGAGGAAGGCUACGAGAACGCCCUCAAGGACUACUACAAGAAGCAGGUGACUCAGCUAAACAUCCUCAUCAACCUUCUCCUGGGGGACAUGAACAAGGGCAACAGGCAGAGGAUCAUGACCGUCUGUACCAUUGACGUCCACGCCAGAGACGUGGUGGCAAAACUCAUCCAACAGAAAGUGGACAAUUCCCAGGCAUUUAUCUGGCUCUGCCAGCUCAGGCACAGGUGGGAUGAAGAUCAGUGUCACUGCUUUGCAAACAUCUGUGAUGCAGAGUUUAGGUAUUCAUAUGAGUACCUUGGGAACACCCCUCGACUUGUCAUCACCCCACUCACCGACAGGUGCUACAUCACUCUGACCCAAUCCCUCCACCUGAUCAUGAGUGGAGCCCCAGCCGGACCUGCAGGGACCGGCAAGACAGAGACCACCAAGGAUCUGGGCCGAGCUCUUGGGAUCAUGGUCUACGUCUUCAACUGCUCAGAGCAGAUGGACUACAAGUCCAUCGGCAACAUCUACAAAGGCCUGGCGCAAACCGGGGCCUGGGGAUGCUUUGAUGAAUUCAACAGGAUCUCCGUGGAAGUUUUGUCUGUGGUGGCAGUGCAGGUGAAGACAAUCCAAGAUGCCAUCCGCCACAAAAAGAAGAGGUUUCUCUUCGAAGGGAGUGACAUCAAGCUCACUCCAACAGUCGGGCUGUUCAUCACAAUGAACCCUGGCUAUGCCGGCCGAACUGAGCUGCCUGAGAACCUAAAGGCACUCUUCAGACCCUGUGCAAUGGUAGUGCCUGACUUCAUGUUGAUUGCUGAGAUCAUGUUAGUAGCCGAGGGAUUCAUCGAUGCCAGGAUCCUCUCCAGAAAGUUCCUGACCCUCUACACCCUCUGUAAGGAUCUCCUCUCAAAGCAAGACCACUACGACUGGGGACUGAGAGCCAUCAAGUCCGUACUGGUAGUAGCUGGAGCCCUCAAGAGAGGAGACAAGGGAAGGCCGGAAGACCAGGUACUGAUGAGAGCACUGAGAGACUUCAACACUCCGAAGAUUGUGACGGACGACGUGACGAUCUUCAUGGGUCUGAUUGGAGAUCUAUUCCCUGCUCUCGACGUCCCACGAAAGAGGGACUUAGAUUUAGAAGAAAAUGUCAAGAAAUCAAUGAUGGAGCAAGGGUUGCAGCCGGAAGAGCUGUUUGUCCUGAAGGUAGUUCAACUGGAAGAGCUUCUCCAUGUCCGCCACUCUGUCUUUGUUAUUGGCAAUGCUGGAACAGGAAAGAGCAAAAUCCUGCGAUCCCUCAACAAGACGUAUGCUGUCAUGGGCCGGAAGCCUCUUUGGGUGGACCUAAACCCCAAGGCCAUCACCACCUUUGAGCUGUUUGGCUAUAUCAACCCAGCCACCAGAGAGUGGAAAGAUGGUCUCUUCUCGUCCCUGAUGAGAGACCUCAGCGAGAAGACAAGCGACAGUCCAAAGUGGAUUGUACUCGACGGAGACAUUGACCCUAUGUGGAUCGAGUCACUCAACACUGUCAUGGAUGACAAUAAGGUGUUGACUCUGGCCAGUAAUGAGCGUGUCCCCCUCACUCCCUCCAUGAGACUCCUGUUUGAGAUUGGCCACCUGCGAGCUGCCACUCCAGCUACCGUUUCACGAGCUGGCAUCCUCUUUGUCAACCCAGCAGACCUGGGAUGGAACCCGUACGUUCAGAGUUGGAUUGACAAGCGUGAAGUCCAGUCAGAGAAGGCAAACCUGACAAUCCUGUUUGACCGCUACAUACCAACCCUCCUGGAUAUCUACCGUGCACACCGCUUCAAGAUGAUCACUCCCAUCCAGGAAGUCAGCAUGAUCCAGACACUCUGCUACCUGUUGGAGACCCAGCUAACACCAGAGAACACACCGCCAGACACCAGCAAAGAGAUCUAUGAGCUCUUCUUUGUGUUCUGUGCCAUCUGGGCCUUUGGCGGGUUCCUCUUCCAAGACCAGCUGGUAGACUACAGAAUUGAGUUCUCCAAGUGGUGGACCACGGAGUUCAAGCACAUAAAGUUUCCGUCUCACGGAACUGUGUUUGACUAUUUCCUCGACCCAAACACACACAAGUGGCUCCCGUGGUCUGAGAAAGUACCCAAAUUUGAACUGGAUCCUGAUGCUCCUCUACAGGCUGUGAUGGUGCACACGUCGGAGACAAUGCGCUACCGCUACUUCCUCGACCUCCUGAUGGCUCGAUCGAGACCCGUGAUGCUGGUAGGGGCAGCUGGCUCCGGGAAGACUGUUCUUCUCCAAGACAAGCUGAGCAGUCUUGGGGAAGACAUGCUGGUUACAACCCUGCCCCUAAACUACUACACUACCUCCAUGAUGCUGCAGCAGGUCAUGGAGAAACCACUGGAGAAGAAGGCUGGAAAGGCCUACGGCCCUCCUGGCACCAAGAAACUAGUGUACUUCAUUGAUGACAUGAACAUGCCCGAGGUCGAUACCUACGGCACUGUUCAACCCCACACACUCAUCCGCCAGCAUCUGGACUACAAACACUGGUACGACCGCCAGAAACAGACCCUCAAGGACGUGCAGAACGUCCAGUACAUUGCCUCCAUGAACCCAACUGCCGGCUCCUUCACAAUCAACUCUCGUCUUCAGAGACACUUCAGUGUCUUUGCCAUCAGCUUCCCACAGGUUGACUCCCUGCGAACAAUAUACCUGAGCAUUCUUCAGGGCCACGUCUCGAGUGGUGGUUUUCCCAGUCAGGUGCAGAAGAACGUGGAGAAACUGGUCAACACAGCCCUGACACUGCACCAGAAAAUCACUACCACCUUCCUCCCAACUGCCAUCAAAUUCCACUACAUUUUCAACCUCAGAGAUCUCUCAAACAUAUUCCAGGGUAUGCUGUUCUCAACUCCCGAGUGCCUCAAGUCCCCUGUGGACCUGGUCAGACUGUGGCUCCAUGAAGCCAGCCGGGUGUACGGGGACAAGCUCAUCGAUACCAAAGACAUCGCCACCUUUGCCAAAAUGAAACUCGACGUUGCUAAAUCCAGCUUUGAGGAUUUGGAUGAGGCAACUCUAAACCCUGACCCUCUCAUAUACUGCCACUUUGCCUCUGGGAUAGGAGAGCCCAAGUACCUUAGAGUUCAGACCUGGGACUCUCUCAGAAAAAUCCUGGAGGAAGCUCUCGACUCUUACAAUGAGAUCAACGCAGUCAUGAAUCUUGUCCUCUUUGAAGAUGCCAUGAACCAUGUGUGUCGCAUCAACCGUAUUCUCGAGUCUCCACGAGGAAAUGCCCUGCUGGUGGGAGUGGGUGGCAGCGGAAAGCAGAGUCUCACUCGCCUUGCAGCCUCAGUCAGCGGUCUCGAGGUAUUCCAGAUCCAACUCAGGAAGGGCUACAGCUCAGGAGACCUUAAGGCUGACCUAGCCCAGCUGUACAUCAAAGCAGGUCUGAAGAACAUAGGAACUGUCUUCCUAUUGACUGAUGCACAAGUCCCGGACGAGAAGUUCCUGGUGCUCAUCAAUGAUCUGCUGGCCUCGGGGGAGAUCCCUGAGCUAUUUGCCGAUGACGAGCUGGAGAAUGUGAUUAAUGGAGUCAGAAACGAAGUGAAGGGUGCUGGAAUCAUGGACACACGAGAGAACUGCUGGUCGUUCUUCAUCGACCGCGUCCGACGCCAACUGAAAGUUGUCUUGUGUUUCUCUCCGGUGGGAUCAACUAUCAGAGUCCGUGCCCGCAAGUUCCCGGCCCUCGUCAACUGCACUAGCAUCAACUGGUUCCACGAGUGGCCAGAAGAGGCCCUCAUUUCCGUGAGCUCUCGCUUCCUCUCAGAAGUGGAUCUCAUCUCAGAUGAAAUCAGGGAAUCCAUCAGUCGCUACAUGGCCUUUGUUCACAAGAGUGUCAACGAAAUGAGUGCAGUCUACCUCACCAAUGAGAGGAGGUACAACUACACCACUCCCAAGAGCUUUCUAGAACUGAUUGCUCUCUACCAAAACCUGCUGACCAAAAAGCACACAGACCUGUUGGCCAGCAUGGAGAGACUGGAGGGAGGUCUGGAGAAGCUGAAGAACACCGCAGCUCAGGUCGACGAUCUGAAGGAAAAACUUGCUGCACAGGAGGUGGAGCUCAAACAGAAGAACGAGGAUGCCGAUGCCCUCAUCAAGAAGGUUGGAGUGGAGCAGGAGAAGGUUGGGAAAGAAAAAGAGAUUGCCGAUGAUGAGGAAAAGAAAGUUGAAAAAAUCACCAUCGAGGUAUCGAAGAAACAGAGAGACUGUGAGACAGACUUGGCUAAAGCAGAGCCAGCACUCAAGGGUGCAGUUGCAGCUCUGGACACCCUGAACAAAGCCAACCUCACCGAGCUGAAGUCGUUCGGAAAACCCCCGCCGGCUGUCGUGAAUGUGACAGCAGCCGUGAUGAUGCUCCUUGCUCCAUCCAAUAAGAUCCCCAAGGACAGGUCGUGGAAUCAGGCGAAGAUAAUGAUGGCAAAAGUCGACCAGUUCCUAGACUCCCUCAUAAACUUUGACAAGGAAAACAUCCCAGACCCCAACCUCAAAGCCGUGCAGCCGUACCUCGACGACAAAGAGUUUGACCCCGAAUUCAUUCGCAACAAGUCCUUUGCUGCCUCUGGACUCUGCUCCUGGGCAGUCAACAUUGUCGCAUUCUACCGCGUCUUCUGCGACGUGGAGCCCAAGAGAAAGGCUCUUGCGGCUGCCAAUGCCGAGUUGACGGCUGCUCAAGCAAAGCUGAAGAAGAUCAAGGACAAGAUAAAGUUGUUGGAUGACAACCUGGCAGAGCUGAGAGCACAGUUUGAGCAGGCGACUGCGGCCAAGCUGAAAUGCCAGCAAGAGGCAGAGGCUACAGCUUCUACAAUCUCUCUAGCCAACAGGCUAGUGGGUGGAUUGGUAUCAGAGAAGGUGCGAUGGGCAGAAUCAGUGGAGAAGUUUCGCGAGGAGGAGAAGACUCUUGCUGGAGACGUGCUCCUCACCUCUGCCUACCUGUCGUAUGUGGGCUGCUUCAGCAAGAGCUACAGAACUCAGUUACUGGAUGAAAAGUGGAUACCUUUCCUGCGUGACCUCAAACCUGCCAUUCCAAGGACAGAGAACCUGGAUGUCCUCUCUCUCCUCACCGAUGCAGCCAAGAUAGCCCAGUGGUGCAACGAGAACCUUCCCAGUGACCGUAUGUCCAUCGAGAACGCCACAAUCCUCACCAACGCCGAGCGCUGGCCCCUGAUGGUCGACCCUCAGCUCCAGGGGAUCAAGUGGAUCAAAACAAGGGAGGGAGAUAACCUCAAAGUCGUUAGACUUGGAACGAAAGGCUAUUUGGAUGCGAUAGAGCGAGCCGUGUCCAAUGGAGAUACUCUUCUCCUGGAAAACAUUGGAGAGAACGUGGAUGCUGUUCUGGACCCUCUGCUGGGCCGACUCACCAUCAAGAAAGGAAAGUAUAUCAAAAUGGGAGACAAGGAAGUGGAAUACCACCCCAACUUCAGGUUGAUCAUGCAGACAAAGCUGGCAAACCCUCACUACAAGCCAGAGAUGCAGGCGCAGGCUACUCUCAUCAAUUUCACAGUCACAAGAGACGGGCUGGAGGACCAGCUUCUUGCUGAAGUGGUCGCCACUGAGAGACCUGACCUCGAAAAAACCAAGGCGGAGCUGACUCGCCAGCAGAAUGAGUUCAAGAUCAAGCUGAAAGAGCUGGAGGACUCGCUGCUCUCUCGUCUCUCAUCGGCUGGUGGAAACUUUCUCGGAGAUACGGCUCUGGUUGAAAACCUCGAGACUACCAAACUCACAGCCCAGGACAUUGAGAAGAAGGUGGCUGAAGCCUUGCUGACAGAGAAGAAGAUAAACGAAGCGAGAGAAAACUAUCGACCAGCGGCUGCUCGGGCCUCUCUCCUCUACUUCAUCCUGAACGACCUGGAGAAGAUCAAUCCUCUCUACCAGUUCUCUCUCAAGGCAUUCAGUGUGGUGUUCCAGAAGGCAAUCGAGCGUGCCGAGGUAUCGGAUGUGGUGAAGGAGAGAGUUGAGAAGCUGAUUGAGAGCAUCACCUACUCAGUCUUCAUGUACACCAGCCGAGGUCUCUUUGAGAGGGACAAACUCAUCUUCACCUCCCAAGUGGCUUUCCAGGUGUUGCUGUCGGCUAAGCAGAUUGACCCAAGUGAGCUGGACUUUCUCUUGAGGUUCCCUGUCAUUCCAAAUGUCGUCAGUCCGGUUGAUUUCCUCCCCAAUAACUGCUGGGGAGGAAUCAAAGCCCUCUCUGGCAUGGAGCAGUUCAGGAACCUCGACAGAGAUAUUGAGGGCUCAGCCAAGAGGUGGAAGAAGUUCACAGACAGCGAGUGUCCAGAGAAAGAGAAGUUCCCAGGAGAGUGGAAGAACAAGAACUCCCUGCAGAAACUGUGCAUGAUGAGAGCUCUAAGACCAGACCGGAUGACCUACGCAGUCACGUUGUUUGUGGCUGAGAAGCUGGGCAACAAGUACGUCGAAAAGUGCAACACUCCAUUCGAGGUCUCCUACCAGGAGACUGGGCCGGGCACUCCGGUGUUCUUUGUCCUCAGCCCUGGAGUUGAUCCUCUCAAGGAUGUGGAGGCACUGGGGAACAAGCUGGGCUUCACGGUCGACGACAAGAACUUCCACAACAUUUCUCUCGGGCAGGGACAGGAGAUUGUGGCCGAGAAUGCUCUGGACGUGGCCUCCAAGGAAGGUCACUGGGUCAUCCUUCAGAAUAUCCAUCUGGUGGCCAAGUGGCUGCCUAAGCUGGACAAGAAACUGGAACAGUACAGUGUGGGGAGCCACAAUGAUUAUCGUGUCUACAUGUCAGCAGAGCCGGCGGCAGACAGAUCAGGUCACAACAUACCCCAGGGGAUCCUGGAGUCCGCAAUCAAGAUCACCAACGAGCCACCGACAGGGAUGACAGCCAACCUUCACAAGGCCCUGGACAACUUCAGCCAGGAAACUCUGGAGAUGUGUUCGAAGGAGAAUGAGUUCAAGUGCAUCCUCUUCUCUCUCAUCUACUUCCAUGCGGUGGUGGUGGAGAGAAGAAAGUUUGGGCCCCAGGGGUGGAACAGGUCCUAUCCCUACAACACUGGAGAUCUUACCAUCAGUGUGACUGUAGUCUACAACUACCUGGAGGCCAAUAGCAAGGUGCCGUGGACUGACCUGCGCUACCUGUUUGGUGAGAUUAUGUACGGAGGACACAUCACAGAUGACUGGGACCGAAGGCUCUGCAGGACCUACCUCGAGGAGUACAUGAAAGCUGAGCUGCUGGAUGGGGAGCUGGUGUAUGCUCCAGGCUUUCCACAGCCUCCAAACUCCGAGUACGAUGGCUACCACACAUACAUUGACGAGAGCCUCCCUCCAGAGAGCCCCUACCUCUACGGACUCCACCCCAACGCUGAGAUUGGUUUCCUGACCACCACCUCCGAGAACCUCUUCAGAACUGUUCUGGAGAUGCAGCCGCGAGAUUCAUCAGCCGCUGGAGCUGGUGGGACCAGCAGAGAGGAAAAGGUGAAGUCAAUUCUGGACGAGAUUCUGGAGAAACUCCCGGAGGAGUUUGUCAUGUUAGAGCUGUCGGCCAGAGCCGAGGAGAAGACUCCCUAUGUCCUGGUGGCCCUCCAGGAGUGCGAGAGGAUGAACAACCUCACGAGAGAGAUCCGCCGAUCUCUCAAGGAGCUGGACCUUGGUCUGAAGGGGGAGCUGACUAUCACAGCAGACAUGGAGAGCCUUCAGAAUGCCCUGUUCCUUGACAAAGUCCCUGACUCAUGGACGAAACGAGCCUACCCCUCCCUGAGUGGGUUGACCACCUGGUACAUCGACCUCCUUCUUCGCAUCCGAGACCUUGAGAACUGGGUGGGAGAUUUCAACAUGCCUGCCUGCAUCUGGCUCGGAGGAUUCUUCAACCCGCAGUCCUUCCUCACUGCCGUCAUGCAGUCCAUGGCUCGCAAGAACGAGUGGCCACUGGACAAGAUGUGUCUUCAGUGCGACGUGUCCAAGAAAAACAAGGAAGACUUCAGCAGUCCCCCGAGAGAAGGGGCCUAUGUCCACGGACUGUUCAUGGAGGGAGCUCGCUGGGACACCCAGACUGGGCUCAUUCAAGAGUCUCAACUGAAAGACCUGACCCCCACCAUGCCUGUCAUCUUCAUCAGAGCCAUCCCUGUGGACAAACAGGAGACAAAGAACAUCUACGAGUGCCCGGUGUACAAGACACGCACACGAGGCCCCACUUUCGUCUGGACUUUCAACCUGAAAACCAAGGAGAAACAGGCCAAGUGGAUCAUCGCUGGAGUGUGUCUUCUGCUCAGCAUAUGAGACACCGCAACUCUCGGACAGAAAAACUAUACAUGUAUCUUAAUUACUGUGUUAGAGAAGCUGUAACCUGCUAUAGAAGCUAAGGUGUAACCAUAACAUUGUGUAAUGAUAGAGCUUCAUCAUGUGGAUGUGUUACCGGAUACCUGCUUAC